UCUGAACAAAUAUGACCGGUAAGUCCUAAGGAAAUGGACCUACCCCUUCCAUGCAAGGAAACCUGUCAAUUGAAAGGACACCAAGGAGCUGUACGAGCCGUUAGAUUUAACCACGAUGGUAACUACUGUUUAACUUGCGGAAGCGACAAACUGUUGAAGCUGUGGAACCCUCACAAAGCUGUGUUGUUAAAGACGUACAGUGGACAUGGUUAUGAAGUACUUGAUGCUGUAGGAUCCAGUGAUAACAGUCGACUGGCUAGCUGUGGAGCAGACAAGACUGUAGUACAAUGGGACGUGGCUACAGGACAGAUUGUAAGACGCUUUAGAGGUCAUACUGCUGUAAGUUCUUAUGCGGUACAAGUCGUUUCGAUACAAGUGGAAUCAGCCGGUUUCACCCCCUUUCGAAUUCGCCCGGUUCGAGUUCGCCCCUAUUAAAGUUCUAUCGAGUGAUACUUGAUAUAAAAACGCACAAAUUUCUCAGCGUUCGACUUCGAGUUUGCACGAGGUGUAAAUAGUUCCACCUGCUUGGCUUAGAAGGACGAAUAUUCACCCAAAACAUUUUUCUUGUUCACGCGUAAACUAUACUUGAAUUGAAGGAAUUUUUGCACAAUUAUUUUUCUGCUUGAGUUUGUAUUGAAACGACUGGUUUCCUUUCAUGCCCGACCCCCUUCACAGUUCCCCAGAGAAUAGUAACGAUAUUUACAACAGUAUCUUCAUGACAAAUUCACAGAAGAUCAUUGCAGUUGAAGACAUGACUUAAGCUCAUGUAGUUACUGAAAGAAAGGCUAAAAAAAUCAGGCCCCCCCUGGAUUUGAACCCUAGCCUCUGUGAUACUGCCGGUGCAGCGCUCUUAACAAUUGAGUUGGCAAGCCAGCUGAGAGCUGCAGGUAAUAAAAUUUGUCCGUAAUAUACCCAGGAAAGAUGAAGAGAUGAAUAUAUCAAUUUUAUAUAUUUGAACUGCAGAAUGAAGAAAUAAAUGAAGUUGAGUUCAUCACAGUUGAAGAUGCAAUUCAAACUAUCAUAAUUUUAUUUUAAGCAUUAUUUUUGUGAUGCUCUGCCCACUCUUAAUAAAACUUAAUAAUUUAGUGCCUUUAGGAUAAGCUUGUGAGAGAUGCACAUCUGUUAUCUUUUCAACGGUAAUUUGUUGCAUUGCAGAGAGUCAACUGUGUUAAGUUCAAUCAGCCAGAUAGCACAGUAAUUAUCUCGGGUUCAUAUGAUGCCACAAUACGCUGUUGGGACUGUAGAUCUCGCAGUGCUGAACCUAUACAGAUUAUUGAUGAUGCCAAAGAUAGUGUUUCCUCACUGAUGGUAUCGCAACAUGAAAUUUUGUCAGGGUAAGAAAGUUAGUUAACAUUAAAAAAGCUUCUUGCCAGUCCUUGCUUAAGUAAAAAUAAUGAUAAGUGUUACGAAAGACCUCAUUUCUAGGAAACAAUAAUGUGCAAUUAAUUACUACUAGUGUAACUAAUAUUGCAGUUAUAUGGUUCUGUCAUACAACUGUACCAGUACACUGUGUAUUUACCUGAUUGGUUCAUCAUGAUGCAAUUACAUGUGUCAAAAGUAUUUCUGCUCUUCUUAUAAUUAUGUAGUGGUUUUUUGGACUAAUAGCAAUAUCUGUUAGUGGUGUUAAGCUCAUUCCACUGCUAUACAUGUAAAGCAUUCUUACUCAUGUGGCCAGCAUCUAUGCAAAUUUAUUCGAACAAAAGAAAGCAUUUUCAUCAGAAAAGAGUAUAACUCCCACAGGAUUUGUUUGGAACACCAACAUAGCCAUAGUUUCAUUGUUUUGGAACACCAAUAUCGCCGCUGUGACAUCAUGUGAAAACGCUCUUUAAAUGUAAUUUACUUUUUUAAUGAGUCAUAUGGCAGCUCUUUUAAGUGGCUGUAAGAAAUUCUUCUAAAACAGGCUAAAUUAGAGUGGUAUAAAUUUCAUAGAUAGUAUAAAUGUUACAUGUAUUUUUGUGACUUGGGAUUUGAAGAGAAUCAAAGGCCAAAACUCGUUUGAAUUUCGUAGUUAUUUUUUUCUCAUUGUCUAUCACUGUUUUUAAUUUGGUUUUAAGAUCCAUCGAUGGUAAAGUUCGCAACUAUGAUAUCCGCAUGGGUCAGUUGCAUGUAGACUGCAUUGGCCACCCAGUAACUAGUGUGAGUUUUACCAGGGAUGGCCAGUGUGUGUUAGCAUCCACUCUUGAUGAUACCAUCCGUCUGAUGGACAAAGACACAGGAGAGUUACUAAAUGAGUAAGUAACCAAGAUUUAUGUUCACAAAAUAUACUACUGUACAUAGAUGUACAUGUACCAUUUACAUGUAAGAGUGGUUUUUCAUUCCCAUCGCAGCAAAAAGGAUGCAUUAAUUAAAUUUUUAAAAAAAAGUUCAUGGAAGGAGACAGUGGGCCCAUUGGAAGGUGCAGCAGACAGUCAUUCUAUCACAGUCCUUUGUCUAAGUCCCAUGAUUUUUUUCUCAGGCAUGGUCACCUGUGUCAUAUUAGUUAAUUCUGUUUCAUUUUUACUAAGUGGCAUGCCUUUAAACUAGCUACUGUAGCUUUGUUCAUUGCCCUAGCCUACCAAUAAAGUAUCUACCAUUUUACCAAAGUCCCCAGCACCCUUUUUUGUUGCGUACAUAACUACAUAACUAUUAUAAUCUUCAUGUGUUCUCCUGCUGUUCAAUUAUGCUGUAUAUUCAAUUUCAUAUCUUCACUUUCAUGUAAAAGCCAAAAAAUAUAUAUAAGAAUAAUGAUAAGUACAUGUAUGUAAGUAAGGAUUGAUAUACAUGUAAUAAACAAGGAAAGCUUACAGCUGCAGAGGUAACAAAAACGACAAGAACAUCUUUUAUUUAAACACGGUGGGUUUUAAAGCUAAUAUAGCUUAUGGGGCUGUGUAAAAAAUGUUAAAAGGAUAAUAAAAAUUGAAAAUUAAAAAAUACGCUAAAAAUGAUAAAAAAACACACCAGUGUCAAUGUAUUAUUAAAAAUAUGAAUGUGGUCAGUAAAAGGCCAAAUAAUUUACGUACAAUAAAAGAUAUGAAUAGAAUUAUCAAUAACAGACGAAUCACUGUCAAUUUGGGGACCAAUUUGCAGUGACUCUUCAUUAACGUUCAAGUUUCUGAGGGCAGGAGGUUUUUUUGCCCUUUUAGCAUAAUUGCUGGCACUGACAGGAGAGGGUUCUAAGAGAUUCCAAACAAUGGAUCCUCUGUAUGAUAUAGAUGUUUUCAUAUAAUAUGUUUCAAAACAUUGUACACUAACCGAUGUUGUUACAGGUACAGUCAUGUAACCUUUGUCGUGGGCAUUUUUCAAUCAGUGCUAAUACAUUUUAGGAUAGGAGAGGUGACUUAAAUUCAUUUUGUUUCAGAUUCACAGGUCAUAAAAACAGAGACUACAAAGUGGACAGUUGUUUGAGCAGCAGUGAUGCACAGGUGGUGAGUGGCUCUGAGGAUGGCAGGAUUUGCUUCUGGGAUCUGAUGGAGGGAAAGAUAGUACACACACUGGAGAAGGCACAUCAGUCUGUUGUGUACUCUAUAUCUUAUCACCCAACUGAGAUCGCUCUUUUAUCUGCAUCUUCUGAUGGCAAAGUUAAAGUCUGGCAUGACUCAAGUUGGGAGCCUGAGUGAUACAGUGUAGACGAAAUAAUUCUGCAAU
Molecule: messenger RNA, 3624 nt
Organism: Porites evermanni
Lineage: Eukaryota; Metazoa; Cnidaria; Anthozoa; Scleractinia; Poritidae
Source: the annotation of a GenBank genome assembly